UUUUUAUUUUUCCUUUCAUUCUUUUAUUUAUUUAUUUUUUUCUAGUGAAACGGAAGGGGCCUCUUUUUCUGUUUCUCCCCUCCUCCACCGCCCUGGAAAACGAAACUUAAGUUAGAUCUGUGAAACUGAAACUUACCAUGAACGUUAUUAUUUUAGUCUGAGAGCUGCUGGAAGAAACUGUUGAUAUUAUUAAAAACCUACUUUUUAUUUUAUUUCAAAGUGCCUUCAUUUUGACCUCUGGACAAAGAUCUAGAACCACGAUUAAUUUAGGAAAAGCUCUGAAACGUACAUGGGAAAUUUCUGUGAUCCUACAAGAAGUAAAACAAGAGAAACACUAGAACACCAUUUGCGGAAAUCCUAGUCAAAAAUAUAGUGUUGACGGCCUACUAAACCCCUUCUCGCUCUCAAUGGAUUCCUCGUUAUGUUUCCCCGAUCUUCAACCUUUCACAGAAAACAUCAUGUCUGUGAUGUAUGAACUGAAGAAAAAGAAAUUUAUGGACAACACCCUUUUCUCCAACUUGGACUUUGCGGAGAGAUUUCUCAGGGAUCAUCCUCUAAGAAACGACUUAAAAUUGUUGGUGAAAGGAAAUUACUCAUGUGUACAAAUGGGUAAGAGUAGAGAUUACGUUUUUACCGUAGCAUCAGAAAACAACCGAACCUAUGUCAAUGUACGUGUCAGCACAUAUGCUGAGAACAUCUCAGUGUAUUCUAUUGAUUUCAGUCACUUUUGCAACCACACCUGUCAGGAUGAGACCAAGUCCUGUUUCACACAGGCUAAAGAAGCUGUUCCUAAAGGUGGUUUGAGAAGACUACAUAUCAUGUGCAACAGGUUCUCGGUCACCUACAUUUCCAAAUUUGAUGGUCCAGGUCCAACUGUUGAAACUAAGUGUCAGCUGAAGCUUGAGAACCUCACUGCUGAGGGUUUACUGAACAAAAAAACCUGGCUGCUGAAAGAGAAGCCCACCUGUCAUGGUUUGAUAGCAUGUCUAAACCAUCUCCUAAAACACUAUCUUACCAACCCAGCUCCAAGUUAUUCCUAUAGAUUUGUAUUACAUGGAGAUAAUGAAACAGUCAUAUUCACUUCAGGUGAAAAAAAUGAAGAAGAGUGUGUUCUGCUACACGAUCAUGAAGGAGUCUCAAUGUAUCCUUCAACACUGUUUUAGAAGCUACAAUGUAUGCUGCAGGGGGAAUAGUAGGUCAUUUUACUUGAUACAUGAAUAACUGUAACAGCUCUUUCUUUGUAUUCAGUACAGCAGUAAUAUUAUAACAUUAGUUUGUGAAUAAUGAAAAAAGUUUAGUAUAGUUUACAGAGAAAACAAUCCCUGAUUUGCCAGCAUAACAUUAUUUUUUUUUAUUGAAUCACAUUUUUUUCUUAGUUAUUUCCUAUAAAUUAUGGACACAGAGUUUUUAAUGUACUGUAUAUGGUACAUCUGAUGUUUUGGGUGAAUGAUUGCAUUACUUUAGUGUUGUGUUUUAUCAUGAUGGUGUUUAAUAUUUCUCAUAUUUAUGGCAAAGUUCUGGGAACCACAGCGGCUGUAUUUUCCCCCCUUAUUUCCUUAUAUACAAGCUCCCUUAUUUCCUUCAACAGCUACUCCCCAUUAUGUUCUUUCAAAAUCUACUUUACCAAUCUAAGACCAGCCACCCCUAAACCUAACCUUAAACCUUGCAGUUUCCUUAUAUUACCCUGUAAUUUCUUUGGUAUUGUACCGUAAGUGCAUCCUUAAAAUUUGAUUAAUGUACAUGUGCGAUUAUAUUUUAAUUUCAUAGAUAGGACUACACAACACAGUAGAGUAUAUGUUACAGGUUUUCUGUCACAUACACCAGGGACUAUGAUUGUACAGGGUUUGGCUUAACUAAGUUAAAGUUUGAAAACAUCACUGUUGAGGGUCUAGUGAACAAAAAAAGACAGCUUUGUCUAUUUAGAUUUUAUAACCAAAAGCAAUGGGUGUAAUUUGACCAUGAGGAGUACAGUACCAAAUGCAAAGUUUAUGUUUGGUUUCGUGUUUCUUUUUGUGAUAACUUAGCAGAACAGAUUUACAUUUACACAAUUUACUACUUGCAUUACUGGUUGCAGAAGAUUCUGAAAUUUUGUACUUGUUGCUGAGAGUCUUGAGUGUGAAUAUGUUAAUAAACAUCAUUAUUUGUUU
Molecule: messenger RNA, 2147 nt
Organism: Danio rerio (zebrafish)
Lineage: Eukaryota; Metazoa; Chordata; Actinopteri; Cypriniformes; Danionidae
Source: RefSeq, a predicted model, not a curated record